Messenger RNA from Homarus americanus (American lobster), 1555 nucleotides. RefSeq names its product zinc finger protein 91-like. Lineage: Eukaryota; Metazoa; Arthropoda; Malacostraca; Decapoda; Nephropidae. Gene Ontology annotation, molecular function: RNA polymerase II cis-regulatory region sequence-specific DNA binding; DNA-binding transcription factor activity, RNA polymerase II-specific. The transcript has 4 exons. The annotation marks the transcript as partial. The record is from RefSeq and is a predicted model, not a curated record. Gene Ontology annotation, biological process: regulation of transcription by RNA polymerase II.
ACAACAACAACAACACGCUUCACCAUCUUGUAUACUUCCGUCAAUUUUCUCGUAAAACAGUUUAUUUCUCCUCCUCCUGGACAUUACAGCAAGUGUUUGAUACUGUGAUGUUACAUCUCAAGACCAAGUGUAACUAAGAAGAAGUUCACAAUGUCAAGCAGAGAUAAAAAGUUCUCCUGUGAGGAAUGUGGCAAACGGUUUUGGUUGAAGUCUACUCUUCAGACACAUUUGCUUGUGCACAAUGGUAUGAAGGAGUUUGAAUGUGAGGAAUGUGGGAAACAUUUUGCACUGAAGUGUAAUCUCAAGACACACAUUCUUGGACACAGUGGUAUAAAGAAGUAUAAAUGUGAGGAAUGUGGGAAAAAUUUUGCACAAAAGAGUACUCUCGAGACACACAUUCUUGUACACAGUGGUAUAAAGGAGUUUGAAUGUGAGGAAUGUGGGAAAUGUUUCUCCCAGAAGGGUACUCUCAAGAGACAUAUUAUUGGACACAGUGGUAUAAAGAAGUUUGAAUGUGAGGAAUGUGGGAAGCAUUUUGCACUAAAGGGUAAUCUGAAGACACACAUUGUUGGACACAGUGGUGUAAAGAAAUUUAAAUGUGAGGAAUGUGGGAAAUGUUUCUCCCGGAAGGGUACUCUCAAGAGACACAUUCUUGGACACAUUGGUAUAAAGGAGUUUGAAUGUGAGGAAUUGGAAUACGAGAGUUUGAAUGUGAGGAAUGUGGGAAAUGUUUCUCCCGGAAGGGUGCUCUCAACAGACACAUUCUUGGACACAGUGGAAUGUGGGAAACAUUUUGCAGAAAAGGGUACUCUCAAGAUACACAUUCUUGGACACAGUGGUAUUAAAAAGUUUGAAUGUGAGGAAUGUGGGAAACAUUUUGCAAGAGAGGGUGUUCUCAAGGCACACAAAUUCUUACACAGUGGUAUCAAGAAGUUCAGAUGUGAUGAAUGUGGGUUACAUUUUGCAAAAAAAGGUGAUCUGAAUAAACACAAACUUGUGCAUAGUGGUGUAAAAAAGUUCAAAUGUGAUGAAUGUGGGAAAUAUUUUGCAAAUAAAGGUGAUCUGACUAGACACAAACUUAUGCACAGUGGUGUAAAAAAGUUCAAAUGUGAGGAAUGUGGGAAACAUUUUACACGUAAGAGUACUCUCAAGACACACAUUCUUGGACACUGUGGUAUAAAAGAGUUUAAAUGUGAGGAAUGUGGGAAAUGUUUCUCACGGAACAGUCAGCUCCAGACACACAUUUUUGGACACAGAGGUAUAAAGGACUUUAAAUGUGAGAAAUGUGGAAUGUGUUUCUCACAGAAGGGUACUUUCCAAACACACAUUCUUGGACACAUUGGCAUAAAAGAGUUUAAAUGUGAGGAAUGUGGGAAAUGUUUUUCUCGGAAGAGUUAUCUCAAGAAACACAUUCUGGGACACAGUGGCAUAAAAGAGUUUGAAUGUGAGGAAUGUGGGAAAUGUUUCUCACAGAAGGGUACUCUGCAAACACACAUUCUUGGACACAGUGGCAUAAAAGAAUUCAAAUGUGAGGAAUGUGGGAAAUGUUUUUCAA